UCAGUAUGCCUAUAUGCACCGACAUACUCAUUUAGUGAUAAUGUCAAUAACGUGUGCGCUUAGAGGGGCCGUUGCGCGGUACUAAAUUCAACAUGAGUCAUAACCCAUAUUCUCUCUUCACAUUUUUCAUUUUCAUCAUGACUUCAUUUAGCGUUGUAUUUAUUGCAUUUUUUGUUUCUGAGGCACAUGGAUCCCUAUUACAACAGUCAGAAUCAGACGACUAUGGGUUUUUGGUCGAUAGAGGACCUACUUCGGAUUCCAAUUUAAAAUAUAAUUCAAAACUACAGAAAGAGGCCGAGUCCCUCACUGCGUUCUGCUUCGGUGCGAAGAAAGACGCCUUCUGCACGGAUCAAUGUAGGAAAGUAGCCCGGAUCUCCGUGCAGAGGAUCUGCCAGGAUCAGAAGUUCUUGUCCGAUACCUACAAGGAGCUGGUGCCCUGUGACCACGUCGGGCCGGGAGUCUGUCGCUGGUUCAGGUGUCACUGCCAUCCUCUCUUUGAGCCCAACGCAACGAAGGUCACGGAGGUCACGGAGGUUACGGACGUUACGCUCGGCUUUUGCAAGAAAACACUCCUCAGGUAUUUCGAACUCAACAAGGAGCUCGGAACGGUUGGCUUUCAAAAGGAUUGAUCGAUCGCCCGAAAAAAAGUAAAAGUGUUGCGGGGAUAGGUGCGUGAUGGACUCUGACGAAUGGGAGAUGAAGUCGCACAAGAGAUCGGAGGACAGAGAAGAGGAGACGGCAGAAUAGGAAGAAUGAAAAGCAGGAAGAAGUGCAAGGAUCUCGAUUGAAGAAGAUACUUCUGGACAAGAUAUGAAUUAAAGCACUACAUAACAUGUGUAAUCUAUUCAGAAUUAAUGGUCCAUUGGGCAAGGUACGAAUUUAAGCAUUCUAAAACAAGUUUCUUAACUAGAA
Molecule: messenger RNA, 912 nt
Organism: Bemisia tabaci
Lineage: Eukaryota; Metazoa; Arthropoda; Insecta; Hemiptera; Aleyrodidae
Source: RefSeq, a predicted model, not a curated record